This is a messenger RNA of Phascolarctos cinereus (koala), 9154 nucleotides long. The record is from RefSeq and is a predicted model, not a curated record. Lineage: Eukaryota; Metazoa; Chordata; Mammalia; Diprotodontia; Phascolarctidae.
AGCUUAUAGAUAGUCAGGUGGUCUAGUAUUUCUUGCUACUUUUCCCAGUGUUUUGUAUGGCCUAUGCCCUGGGGAAGGCAGCCAGGGGCUCCCAUACAUAGUAUAUUUAUUCCUCUAGGUGUCUGGCAUAUGGGUCUGAGGUCAGGUGCUGUGAUAUGUCCAGAGCUUAGAUACAAAAUAUAUCAAAGAGGAGAGCUGAAUGAUGUUUAUGUGUCCUGCAGAUUCUGCCUGGAGAUACAAAUCUUAUCCAUCAUAUGCCCAGUAGUAGGCAUCCUAAUCUAUACACAACAACUGCCAUUCCAAUCCAAUUCUAGAGAAGUUAAACUAAUAAUUCCUGGACUACAUGCUAUAAAGGAGUUGGAUUAGAUAAUCUUUAAAUGCCCUUCCGGAUCCUGUUUCUGUUCGCCUUUUGAAGAUCAGAAAGGUGGCCUAAGUGUCCAGACUCUGAACGAGAAGCCAUGGCCCUGCCUUUCCAAAAAGAACUGGAGAAAUACAAGAACAUUGAUGAAGACGAACUUCUUGGUAAACUCUCAGAAGAGGAACUAAAGCAGUUGGAAAAUGUUCUCGAUGACCUAGAUCCUGAGAGCGCACUCCUACCGGCAGGUUUCCGGCAGAAAGACCAGACGCAGAAAGCAGCCACAGGCCCCUUUGAUCGGGAGCACCUCCUUUCAUAUUUGGAAAAAGAAGCUCUGGAACACAAAGACAGGGAAGACUUUGUACCUUUCACUGGAGAAAAGAAAGGAAGGAUCUUUAUCCCCAAGGAAAAGCUAACAGAAACUCAUAAAGAAGAAAAAGUGACUCUUGACCCAGAACUGGAAGAAGCUUUAGCUAGUGCCUCUGAUACCGAACUCUAUGAUCUUGCAGCUGUUCUUGGAGUUCACAAUUUAGUCAAUAAUCCACGGUUUACUGAAGAAGUCACCAGUAAUGAUAGUGGCAAAAGCCCUCCGAGAAAUGUAGUCAAAGGUGAAAAGGUCAAACCAAUAUUUGAGGAACCACCCAAUCCCACAAAUGUGGAAGCAAGUUUGCAGCAGCUGAAAGCCAAUGAUCCCAGUCUUCAGGAAGUCAACCUCAACAACAUUAAGAAUAUUCCAAUUCCAACCCUGAAGGAGUUUGCAAAGGCUCUAGAGACCAACACUCAUGUGAAAAAGUUCAGCCUGGCUGCCACCCGCAGCAACGACCCUGUUGCAAUUGCUUUCGCAGAUAUGUUAAAAGUAAACAAGACAUUGAAAAGUCUAAAUAUUGAGUCCAACUUUAUCACUGGAACUGGGAUUCUGGCACUGGUGGACGCCCUGAAAGAAAACGAGACCCUGACGGAGGUCAAGAUAGACAACCAGAGACAGCAGUUGGGAACGGCUGUAGAAAUGGAAAUUGCUCAGAUGCUUGAGGAGAACUCAAUGAUUCUUAAGUUUGGAUACCAGUUUACAAAACAAGGGCCAAGAACCAGGGUAGCAGCUGCUAUCACAAAGAAUAAUGAUCUAGUUCGCAAGAAACGAGUAGAAGGUGACCGGCGAUAACCCAACCAUCGGGAGAAGUGUGGCUCUGCCUAAGGCAGCUAGCUGUUAAGAUCGAAACCUUAAACUCUUGCCCCAGCGAGACCAUUUUUGCAAAGGUCAUUCAUUUCCGUUAAUAGCUUACUCUUUAUUCACACCACUAAUAUGUUAACUUUAUUUUGUUUGUGUGUGUGUGUGUAACAUUAUUUCUCUCUGAUGAAUAAUGUGCACAUAUUUUUUAUUUUCAUCAUGUGUGAUUCUGGCAUGCACAGUGAACAGUGGAUUGAUAGACUUUAGUUGAGUGGCAGUCACCAAGAAUGACAUUAACUGCCUUCGUAUAGGAAUUUCUUGCCCAAUUUAUUCAGUGUAAUCAACUUGUUACUUCCCACAGAAGUUCAUUUUUAACCACAAAGGGGAUUUUAGUACAUAAGGUAUGUUUUUAGGUAUAGUUGUUUUCAUCAAGCCCUAGCUCUGUUUACAUACACUGCUUUGAGUUAGGCUAAUUGUUACAGAGACAUUCUGCUGACAUAACAAAAGAAAUGUGCCAGUAUUGCCAACCCUAUAUUGGGUGAGAGUAUGAAAGGAUUCCACAGGACUGGAAAAUUAUUGAAAGAGCAUGCCCUACCUAUGGUGGGCCAGUAGUAUCAUCAUCACAUAUGGAGGAGCAUCACUUUACCUUUAACAGCCUUAGGAAAACAACUACAAAGUAUUUACCAGCCCACAAAUAUGUUAUUUACCAGCCAAAAGAUCAACAAGUAGUGAAAUGAAUUAAAACUCCCAUCACUACUUGUCCAGCAUAAAUUAUUUCUUACUGUCAACCAAUGAUCAUGAUUUGAAAAGUUGUUUUAACACUUUUCAAAAUAGUUUUUAACAUUUUAACAAAAGGUAAAAGCUUUUUGGAGCUCUGCAUUCCUUUUAAAUUCACCAUACUACUGCUCACCAAGAUUUUCUUUGAACUGCACUUUUGAGAUGCACUGUUUGGACUAAUUAUAAACCUCUGUGGCUUUGUCUACAUAGUGCCAAAACAACAGAAUGAAAAGUGAAAAAAUCAGAUCAGUUCUGUUUUGUCUCCCCAGUACCAAAGAUCGAGCUAUUUGGGAACACACCACUUGUCAUCUAGAUGUUUCCCAUAGUGCAGACAUAGCCUAUGAGAAUACAAGUGACUUAACUGGAUAUUUAAUCUGCAUAAUGCUUUUAACCUAAUCAUUCAGUACUAAAUGAAAGAAAAGCACGCUACAGCGACAAGGGUAGGCACCCUUGGGCAUUGGUGCUACUGAGUGGCAUCUGAGGCAUUCUGCAGCUCCUCUCCAUGCAUAUUCUUUUUUUCCUCUUUUCUUUCCUUGUCUCCCAUUUCUUCUAUUUUUCCCUCUAACUUUCUUUUUCCUCCUCUUCCUUCCUUCCUGAUUUUUCCUUAUCCCCUGACUAAGCCUGGGCCUUGCCGGUAUUACCAGGUGACACACACAGAGACCAAAUUCAGAAUUUUAAUUCUGUGGCCAAUUAUCUCUGCCAUGUGGACACAAUUUUUCUCGGUAGCAUUAAGAUAAGUUAAUGAGAAAAUACAGAUAUGUUGUGUUACAGCUCUUAAUUUGUAGAAUACUGGAUCAACAUUUAGUACACAGUCUUUUUUUUUUAAUUAAGUACUUCUAAUCAUUAUGUCUUGUGUUAUCCUUAUCCUUUGUUACCUGGGUCUUCAAAACAGUUCAAAAUUAGAGUUAUGGUCAGCAUGUAUGCUGAAAUUUAUAGACAUUUUCAUCUGUUAAAUGAAGCAGUUGGAUUUAAGCUCUUUAAGGUUAAAAAAAAUUUUUUGAUAGUUUUAGCAUGAAAUGAAAUUGAGCUAUGUGCCCCAAAAUCAGUGGGAUUUUCAUAAUCACCCUGAUGUUCCCUUUCCAACUUUGCUGAACAUCACAAAGUCCCCAGGGCCAGUGAGUAGAGAAAACCCACCUCCAUUCUAGAAGUCACCAUUUCUUAUGUAGAAUCACUACUGGAAGCCAGCAGCCUCUACUUUUCACCAGCCAUCAACUAUCGCAACAUAGAGGCUAACUAAACAAAUGUCUAAGCCUACUGUCAUCUUUAAACUAAAAAUAAAGGCAGUGUUGCCUAAUGGGCUGGAGUUACUAGGCUUGGGGUAAGAAAGAUCUAAGUAUAAGUCCAGUCUCAAGAGACUUAGUAAUUGUAUGAACUUAGGCAAGUCCAGAUACCUCUCUGAGCCUCAAUAUCCUUAUCUGUAAAAGAAUGGUGUUUAAUACAAGCACAGGGUUGUAUGUGGCUCAAAUGAGACAAUGUGUGUAAAGCAUUUUGCAAACCUUAAAAGCAUCGUAUCCAUGUCAGUUAUUAUUAUUCAGUAUAUAUGCUGACACCCUUGUUCUACCCUCACGCAAAAAAAAAAAAAUUUUAAAAACAGGCUUCACCUCAGACCAACUUUCCAUCAGUCGAGAGUUGAGGAAAACACAAUUAUUCCCUAGCCAGAAGUGAAACAAGUUAUAAUCUGUGUACCCUGCAUGAAUGAGCUAAUGACAUUUUGCAUGAUGGUCUUAUAAAAAUUCAGAUAACCAGCCUGAAUUUACCAUGUUCUAGGCACUGUGGGAAAUAUACAGUAUCACCCUCAAGUAACCUGUAGUUUAGUCUUGAAAGGACCUUUGCAUUUCUUUGUGGGUCAUUCGGUUGUAGAGGUGGGGGAAAUGUUGCCAACACUUUGUAUCUACCAGAUUGAGGGCAGGGAUUGUGCCUUACCUGCACUCUGUAUUGCUCCCAUCACAGUGUAAUGGGUGCUUAAUAUAUCUUUUUUGGAUUUACUUUAGUAGAAAUUUAGAUAUAUACUUGAUACCCAGCAGGUGUUGCUAUGGAGGAUAGUUUAACAGAGGAGAAUUCUCCCCCUCUCUGGAUUGGAGAAAUAAAUAGAACUGAUUCUGCCUUAUCACACCUGUCUCCACCCAUUGGCGCUGGCUCAAGUUGUGACCUUCACUUGAGGUCCUUAGCUCUAGUCCCUCCUCCUUCUCUCCUGGGUGUGAGGGAACAGAAGGCGGGGAGAAGUGUUGCGAUAGAAAAAGCCCAAAGAACCUUUGUUCAAAACAACCUCUCAAUUAGUUCGUGAGGGUUUUAACCUACUAUAAGGGUCCCAGUACCACGUGGCUUUUUUUCUCUGCAAAGUUUAAAAGGUUAAAAAUACAGAUUAUUCAUAAAAUUCAUAAAGUCCCCACAAAAUAUUUCAGUUACCAGACUGCAGGUGGGAUGUUUAAGUUAGUUGAAUUCUGUCUAGUCAAUUAUUCUCAGACUUCCCCUCCCCUCCUUAUCAAAUUCUAUAGCAAGAAUAUCAACUCAGGACAUAAUGAAAUGAUCUGUAUCCAGGAAACCAUCAUUAAAAAUACAAAUAACCAGUAAGCAAAAAAGUUGAAUGUGGCCAAGAAACACUUAGUAAUCACUAUGCCAGCCAUUACACAAAAGAGUAAAACGGAAGAGAAUAAUCAAAAUUCUGUAGAAUUUCUGAAGUCUGAUUGCACAUCCAAAGCUUAUAGUUUCCUCUCCUUCUAUAAUUACAUAGGUCCUGGAAAAGGGAAGGUCAAAAUAACUGUUUUUCCACCAUAAAGCAACCAUUAUUAUCCCUUAAUUCCCCAUAUUCCUUCCUACCUCAAAUAUUCCAAUUACUUCCUCCUAAAAAAACAAAAACAAAAAUAAAAACAACUAAGGUCAUAAGAGAUGCCAGAACUGGAAAAAUAAUGGUGUGGCAUUAGCAAGGGAAGCUUAGCAAAACUUGAUAAGGAAUAGGGGAAUCAUAUUCUUAGCAGGAGUUAGGCCUCCUCUGAGUGAAUGGCAAGUCUAUAAAGGCAUGUUUUGAAUCCAUUUGGAGGAGAAAAAAGGUGUUAGCCAACAACCCCACCCCCACCCCCCAUUCCUCUCCUUCAGCCAUGGAUCUAUUUAUUUUCUGGUUUGAAUAUUUAGAAAACUGAUUGGGGAUUUUUGAGGGAAGGCUAAUUGCCUAAUGGCAAAACUAAUAGCAGCUCAGUUUCACUCCCCGCUGAGCUAUUUCCUGCCUGCUGUACAAACAGCUAUUAUUGCACCAUCAGUUGAAAAAGGGACUAACAACAGUAAACUUUAGAUUUGCAGCCUGAUCCCAAGCACAGAUCUUUCCAGGAAACCUCUCAUUCAAAGACAUGCAAAAGGCUCCUCUUUCCCUCUUUCACUCAUUGGCACUGGAAAAAAGGGAAAACACCUGAAACUUCCCACCGUCAUUUUCAUUUUGAGCCUAAAGACUGCUUAUCAAGUGGGGUUGACCCUUCAUCCAGGGGUGGAUGACCUGGAUAGUGAGACUAAAGGAGACCUUGGCAUGGUUUAUUUAAAGGAACUAGGGAUAUUUCACCUGGAAAAGAGAAGACAUGAAUGAUUGAGGGAAGAGGGCCUACCUAGCAAGGUUGCUGGGUUCAGAUAUCUGAAAGAUUGUCAUGUGGAAGAGGUAGACUCUUGGCUCCUGAUCACAGAUUUUGCUGUGGGUGGGAAUUUACAAGGGAAGCUGAUUUUGAUUCAAACAUAAGGAAACACUUUCAAACAAUUAAAGUUGUCCCAAAAUGGAAUUGGCUGCCACAGUGAAUUCCCGCAUCGUGAUAGGUCUCAAAAUGGGAACUGAAUGUUCAGUCCUUGGGGGUGUAGAUAGGAUUUAUGAUGUGAAUAAGGAAUGAACUAGAUAAUCUUCCAACUCUUUCAAUCUGAUCUCUUAUUCCACAACCUGCUGGGCCUCUUCCUCAUCCCCACAGUUGUCAAUCUUUAAUGGUAAAUAAGGUAAGGAUUGGCAGACUAGGAUAAGUUCAUCUGAGGUCAAGGUUUGGUUUGGGAAAUCGAAAUUGGUAAACUUACUCAUUUUACAUUAAGCCCACAAGUAGAACCCAUUAUUUUUCAAAGGCAGGAAGUCUUUUAAGACAUAUACACAGUGAUAUGUUGUAUUUAUUUCUUUUUUAAAAAUCACUUGUGUCACUUUGAAUAGGGUUGUGGGAGAAAACCCACACAGAGAGGGCCUACAUGUGACUGUGCAUCUGGUCCUCCUGUCAGCCCUGUCUAUUUCUCCCAAGUAUGAUUGGUUUCUAGGAAUGAAUGGGGUAAGAAGAUAGUCUCUUCUUCCUUUUCUUCCUUUUUUCUAUCCUUGACCUGGUUUUGUUUCCCAUAUGGUAUUAAAAGUCAAUCUGCCUAGAAUAAGCCCUAUUCUGAUACAUGAAGGAAGAAGACAGCUGUAAUAGGAAUUUGGGUCCUGGGCCAAGGGUUGGGGAGAGGAACAGAAAGGGGAUGAGGGGAAGAGAGAAUCGAAAAACAGAACGUAGUUUGUAAUGUGGCCCUGUUAUCCUCCUUUUGUUAUCGAGCUCCAGGAGAGCUCUCCUUACCCAGCAGCCUCAUUACAGGUGCUAGCUCUGGUGCUAAAAGGGAAAAACUUGCCCAUCUUAUGUCUGAUUAGGUUUUGCCCUAUCAUAGCAGCCACCUCAUUAUCACCAGCAGUCAAGCUUUGGUCCUGAUAGUGUUCUGCCACCACCAAGACCGCCAGCCCUAUAUGAAGAUCUCUAUUCCAUCACCAUUCUAUGGAAGAAAUGGGAAAGUAAGUGGUUAUUUAUGAGUCAGAAAAGAAAGGUACUUUUGAAUUGGGGUUCAGAUCAUCAGUGCAGUCAGUAAUAAAAGGAUGAAGCUUUCAUGCUGGCUAGUAACAGCGUAUAUAAUUAGCUAUUUAUUCACACUAAUGGAAGAGAAGCAGUGGCAUAGAUAACCUAAAAUAUAAACAAAUACAAACAUUACCUUUUCUUUCCAUACUUAUAAAAUGAAGAUAAUAAUGCUUACACUACCUAGCUUACAUGGUGAUUUUGAAAAUGUCUAAUUUCUAAUUGCCCUAUUUAUUCACACAAUUCCCUUUAUCCCUUUUAAGUAGAUAUUUUAGCACUAAAUGAGAUAAUAAAUGUGAAAUGCUUUAAAAAUAAUGCUAUACAAAUGCAAGGCAGUAUGAUAUUUAGUGUUAAGAUGCAUUAUAUUUUUGUAACAAAUCUACCUUCCUCACUGUCAUAUUUAUUUGCUUAGGUUCCCUUAUUGCUUUCCUAGCAGAAAUGUUUGUUACUAUAUAGAGAGGGUUAACAAUUAAGGCAGCAUAAGUUCUAAUCCUAGUCUUGCCACUUACUAGCCCUUUGCCUGGGUCUCGGUUUCUCUCACUUGUCAAAUGAAUUAAAAUAGAAUUAAAAUUUUUCUAGCUCUUAUUUGAUUAUUUUCACUUACUUGCUCUGCUUCUUUGGAUAGAAGAGAACCCAGGAGAACCUGAUACAGUAUCAUUUCCCUCCUAAUAGAGCCUCUGAAAGUUUGAUAAGAGGACAAAAUAUAAAAAGCAGUCAAGAGACAUUCUUUCAGUAAAAAGGAUCUUUUAACCCUCUCCUGUGGCUUUUACCAAAUCUUGAAGGGAUUUCUAACAAGCACACUGCCAAGGAGGAAAUCAUGUGGAUGGAAAAAAUAAUAUUUUUUCCUUCAAGUUAGGAGAUAGUAUGGCAGCAUGAAAAGAUUUGAAAAUAUAUAAGAGUAAAAAUCUUCCAUUACAAUUAAACAUAGCAUGUAAUCUCUUUUUCAUAUCAAUUAUUUUACAAGUCCUGAGCACACGUUAGCUAGUUAGGGUUUGAGAUGAUGGGAAAGGAAUAAGGAAGAGGCCUACAUAAACUAUACGGUGAAAAUGGAAUGUGUGUGAAUCAUACUUAUAAGGAAUCUUUGUUUUAGAACCAAAUAUUGCUAGUGACAAUCUUUAAUUUUAAAAUAUAUAUGUAUUCUAAUUUCAAACUAUUAUUUCCUUCAGCACAAGUUUCUUUAAAAUCUGUAAUAUUCCUGAAAUUAUUUUUAAUUGAGCCUUUGGUUAUAUUUCAAUCGCUUCAUCAGAUCAAGAGAAACAAACAUAAAGCAUCUUAACCCACCAAUAUAUGCAUGCUGCUCUGUAAUAGUAUAAUCCAUUUGGAUGCUUUGUGAUAUAUGGCAAUGUGAACCUGUAUUAUUUUUUUGACCAGAACAAAGGAAAUGGUACUGUGAUGAACUGUCUGAAGUUACAUAAGCAGCAGUGUAUGAUUGUGUUAUUAUUGGGCUAGCUUGCUCUUGGAAAAUCCAUGGAGUCUCACUUUCCUUUUCAUUUAUAAAAUUGACCCACCUUACAUAAACAACUAAUUUUAGUCAUUAAUGAGUUAAAGGCCAUUUUGCCAUUAGUUGUGGAGAUAGUGAAGUUGGACAAAGGUUAGAGAGCAAAUGUAUGAUGUAAAAAGUAUAAAAUAAAUCAUUGGCUUGAUCUGUGGAGGGUUUAUGAAAAGACGAUGAAGAAGAACCACACAAGAGGUAUGGAGAAGGUGCCCAUACUAGUAAAAUAACAGAUCCAUAAAGCAAAUUAUCCUGAAAAGAUUCUAAUUGAUUAAAACAGGUAAACAAUUUUAUGACCCCUUAAGACAUUAACCAGGCCCAAUACUCAACAGAAUAUGAAAUACUUAGUCAAAAUUUCUCUGCCAUCAAAGGUUUAAUAUUGUAUUUAUUUGUUCCAAAUAAAAACUUAGAGAAAAUUUGGGGUUAUUAACAUGUCCUUUAAAAAUGAAACAAAGGUCCAAGUGUGUCUAGAUAAUCUUUGUAUGUAUCAUUUCAUGUUAUUUCUUCUUUUUUCCCAAAUAAAAUGCCCAUGUGAAAGUAAA